Messenger RNA from Eimeria mitis, 1641 nucleotides. RefSeq lists its product as uncharacterized. The transcript has 9 exons. Bases 1 to 1641 code for a protein of 546 amino acids. Lineage: Eukaryota; Apicomplexa; Conoidasida; Eucoccidiorida; Eimeriidae. The record is from RefSeq and is a predicted model, not a curated record.
AUGUAUGGUCUCCUACACGCUCCCGAUACAGUUGAGCAGGCUGGAGUCGAUAGGGAAGCUGCUGAGUGGCCCCGAGUCGUCGACGGGCGCCUGUUGUAUCGAGGGGAAGUGAAGGUAGGGGACCGUGUUCUACCUGUAUGCGAAGAAGCCUCCUUCACAUCCCCUAUGCCAGAGGAUCCCGAAGCUGUUGCUGAAGCUUUCGCAGGCUACUAUGAUGGCAACUUCCCCGAGACAACUGAGCAUGAUAUUUCCUCUCAUGUAGAGAUAAAGGCUCCAAUGAAAUACAAAGAUGGCGGAAGAGGAAAGGUCAAAGCCCACCUCGCCGCUACGGGCCACCUCGUUGUCGGGUCAAUUCCCCAAUCAGACGAGCCAGCGACUCCGGAGGGUCUGGAUCUUUUCGCGCCGUACGAACAGAAGCUAGCGAAGUUUGUAGUUCUCAUCAGUUCGCUAAGCGGCAACUGCGCUUGUCUUUAUCUUCAGAUUACCCCCGCUGAGCUUCAACGAACCCUCCUGAGGGUCUUCGACCGCGCCUGGGGCAAAUUGGGAGCUGCUUCUCGCCGCCACGGUGAAAAGAUAUCUCACGUGGCGGUGGUACUGGAUUUCAACGAUAUGUCUCAGUUGGACCUUGCUGCUUAUUCAACGCACCGUCUUUUGGGGGAUAUUGGGGAAGUCUUGCGAGCAUAUUGCCCUUGGCUUGUAUAUAAGAUCAUCGUUUUCAAGCUGCAGUUCGCGAGGGAAUUCCUGUGGGAGCUUCUCAGACCAGCUCUGCAUGCAAACUGCCGCGUUGUGACGGCAGAGGAUGAGGACGAGCUGCUUCAGGAGAUCCAAGCAGACGGGACCUUCAUCCUGCAUACUCUUGGAGGUUUCAAUGAGUGUAGCGUGUUGCGAUGUCGCCGGCCUGUCUACCGUUUGCCACAGCCUCCCCAGCCACUGGGCGCGAGCGAAUGGUUCAGCAAGGAGGGAGAAACAACGGAUUUCUGGGAAGACAUGCAAAAACUGUACGCGGAGGCACCGGGAGCCCCACCGGAGGAAGAGCCUGUGGACGACAUCAAAACCAGCGCCAGUGACCAAAUCAGUGCGGCAUUAUCAAGGCAAAUGCAAGAUGAAAGCAGAGAGGAAGCUUUGCAAAGCAAAGAGAACGAGCUAAAGGACCUUCUCAUCCGACGGGAAUGCCUGCUACCCCAUUUCAAGAAGGCGCUAAAGCAGGUGUUCAAUACGAGGCAUGCCGAUGUAGAGUUCGUAAAAGCGCCGGCACUACCAGAGAAAGAGUUAGCUCGUCCUUCGUUUUCUAUGAAAGACGUUACAAAAUCCGAUGUGCAGAUAUGCAUCUGGAAUCCGCCAGCGAACGAAGUGGAGGCAGCAAGAGAAACGACACAGAUGCUCCUGAAUAUAUUUGAAAAGCGCAGUCUGUGGACCCAUCCGCCGCUGCCUCCCAAUUACAUGCAUGCAUUUGAGAGGACAACCUAUCCGCUCGAUUGCGUUCACCAUUCCCGAUCGGUCUCCCUCAUGAAGCCUCAGCAGACUCCCCUUUCUACUUCUCCUACUCCAACCAAGGGCGGCCUAACGAGGCCUGCUCAGGUCAAGGAAAACCUCCCAUAUCCUUCCAAUAAAGCUGCAUGGAACGCCCUUAACUUCCUGUGA